CGAUUCCUCAGUUUGUUUCGCUUCCUCCCUGUCAGGUUCCUCCCCGCCCCGGGCCGAGCGAGGAGUCAAGUUGAAAUCAGUGGGGGAGUGAGAAGGGGGUGAUCUCCAGUGUGAUAAAAGACGACAUCAUUUUUCACAGCCGCGGGGAUUCUCGUGAAAUCUCAGCGUCAAAUCUGGGCUUUGAAAAUAAGAACACGCGGGGCGGAGUUUCGGUAGUUCUGGCCGGAGUGCGGUUGAUUUUUGCGGUUGCCAGCAACUGGUCGAGGUGAGUGUAGAUGUGUGACAGCGGAGUGUGUGAGGAUAAGCCCCCCGCCCCCCCUGUCAGGAUGAGCAGCCAAGGAGGAGGAGUCAAAGACGCCCAAUCAACCAAUCACAACUCUCGGCCACUUCCGUCUGCACCAGAGGAGAAGAAGCCCAGAAACAAGAUCAUCUCCAUGUUUGCCUCUGAGAAAGGAGGGAGGAAGAAGGACCGGGAUAAGGACAGACCUGAGAUCUCCUCACCCUCAGACUUUGAGCACACCAUCCAUGUGGGUUUUGAUGCUGUUACUGGAGAAUUCACUGGCAUGCCGGAGCAGUGGGCCCGUCUCCUUCAAACUUCCAACAUCAGUAAAUCGGAACAGAAACAAAAUCCUCAGGCCGUCCUUGACGUUCUCAAGUUCUACGACUCCACCAGUGGAAAACAGAAAUACCUCAGUUUUUCUGGCGCAGAUAAAGGCUCACAAUCGCCAGGCAAGCAGGGGACUGCAACCUCCCCAUCAGGCAAGGAUGAUGACGAUGACGAUGAUGAUACACCACCACCAAUUGUGGCACCGCGGCCAGAACACACAAAAUCAGUGUACACGAAGUCGGUGAUUGACCCAAUCCCAGCUCCAGAUGAUCCCAGCUCUAAGGCAGCUGACAGACGGAAGAAUAAGGGAGGCAAGAUGACUGACGAGGAAAUCAUGGAGAAACUAAGAACGAUUGUCAGCAUCGGAGAUCCUAAGAAGAAAUACACUCGCUAUGAAAAGAUCGGCCAGGGCGCUUCUGGCACAGUUUACACAGCCAUAGAUGUUGCCACAGGGCAAGAGGUUGCCAUCAAACAGAUCAACUUGCAGAAGCAGCCAAAGAAGGAGCUAAUUAUCAAUGAGAUCCUGGUCAUGAAGGAGCUGAAGAACCCCAACAUUGUCAACUUCCUAGAUAGCUUCCUUGUUGGAGAAGAGCUUUUCGUGGUAAUGGAAUACCUGGCUGGCGGGUCGCUAACUGAUGUUGUAACAGAGACAUGCAUGGAUGAAGCUCAGAUUGCUGCCGUCUGCAGAGAGGUCCUUCAGGCUCUAGAGUUUCUUCAUGCCAACCAGGUCAUCCACAGAGACAUCAAGAGUGACAAUGUGCUUCUGGGGAUGGACGGAUCAGUUAAACUUACUGACUUCGGUUUCUGUGCUCAGAUCACUCCAGAGCAGAGCAAACGCAGCACCAUGGUGGGUACUCCUUACUGGAUGGCUCCAGAGGUGGUGACCAGGAAAGCCUACGGACCCAAAGUGGACAUUUGGUCUCUGGGGAUUAUGGCCAUAGAGAUGGUGGAGGGAGAGCCUCCAUAUCUGAAUGAAAACCCUCUCAGGGCGUUGUAUUUAAUUGCCACCAAUGGGACUCCUGAGCUGCAGAACCCAGAGAAACUGUCUCCUGUCUUCAAAUCCUUCCUUAACCUCUGUCUGGAGAUGGAUGUGGAGAAACGCGGAUCAGGCAGACAACUGCUGCAGCAUCCAUUCCUGAAGCUGGCGAAGCCUCUAUCCAGCCUGACCCCGCUCAUCCUGGCGGCCAAGGAAGCCAUCAAGAGCAACCGCUAAAUCCUGGUCUGUAAAGACUCCAAGAGUGAACGCCAGUGAAAGCCAAACCAGCCAGCAUCUCCUGCUGGUCCAAAGGCGACUAUUCACAGCCUGUUAGUGUUAAUGUUUUUUCUAAAGGGCAUAAAAUGCUGCUCCACUCUUCCCGGUGUUUCCACACUGAUAUUUAUCUUACCUUUGUGCCUUGUUCCAAAGUUGCAUAUAGCCAUAAUAUUUUCACCAUGUGUUUUGUGUUUGUGUGUUUUUAUGUUGAAACUGGUAGCCUGUGCAUAAGCAAUGCAUUAUCACGGCAUUACCAUUGUUAAUUUAGACACCAAGGGCCAUAUUCAUAAAGAAUCUUAUCUUGCUACUUCUAAUAAGAGUCUAAAGAUACAGAACAGAUGACUUUUAUACUUAAUUAAUUCACCGUCUUUACAUUGAUUGGUUUAUGUGUGAGUGCUCUGUCAGCAAAGUGACACGUUUUAAUUAAGCUGGAAAGAAAUGCCAGGAGUUUAAAGUUUGAGCAGAAACAACUGUAAUUUUUUAGGUGUUUCAUGACACUGGUCUUGUUUAACAUUCUCUCCAGUGAUCCUGCCAUGUGGCCUUUGCAGCUGGUUUCUGUGGUUAUUUCUGCUGUAGUUACACAUGUAUAAAUUAUAGUGUACUAAACUGUGCUGUACUGUGGCAGAGGAUGGGACAAUGCAGUCUUUAUGCAGCAGAAAAGCAAGGCCAGUGUACUGUACCUCAGUGAAAAUCUAACCAUUCCAAUAAAAAGUCAGAUCUUUGUUAUAUAUUUUUUGUUUGUAGUCUGUUUUUGAGCAUAAAAUUUGUAAUUAUUUUAAAUUGAAAGCUAAAAUGUCCAGUUUUGGCCCUCUGGUGGCAGCUGGGGGGUGUUGCAGGCAGCAAACCACACAUUUAUGCAAUUCAUACAUCUAUGCCAUGAAAACAUCUGUGCUGUUUCUCCUAUUGACUCUGGAUCUCAACAUUUGUUACUGCAGGAACAAUGCCUUUUUAGCUUACUGUCUUAACCACCCUUUUCUCAGUGGUGUUUCCCUGUUUGUCUCUGACUUUUCUAAUGGAUGCCUUAUUGUUUUUAAGUUGGUAUCAGUCCAACAUAAAUACUGUAUGCAGUUGUUUGAAUAUGUUAAACUGGAGGAUUUGUUUUGACAUGUUUUGUAUAUUAUGUAAUGUCCUGUAUUUUGAACAGCUUUUAGUAUGUACACCAUUGUUUUAUACUUGUAACUAACAUGAUAGAAGAGCAUUUCAAAGGUUGUUUUUUCCUCCAAAUUGUUUUCGUGUUUACCAACUUGUCAUUGGUUUCCUGAACUGUGCAAUUAUGAACUCAAAAAUCAUGUAAUGUAUUGAUGACCCUGAGAUGCUCAGACUUGGGUUAAGCAGUAUUUGGAAAUGAGUGUUUUGUUUUAGCCUGAUUGGAGUAACAGAUGAGAUUGGCUCGUACCUCGUUUAUCAGAAAGUUUAGACAAUCACUGGAAACAUUGAAAAUGUGCUUUUAGCAGAUGCUUGAUGUAACAAGUUGACAAAUCCCGAGGACGCCGUACUGUACUCCAUUAUGUCUUUUUGUCACAGAACAAUUUCUGGUAUUGAAUAAAAUUCAUGUAAAUUAUAAUUAAAGU
Messenger RNA from Archocentrus centrarchus (flier cichlid), 3430 nucleotides. Its product is annotated as serine/threonine-protein kinase PAK 2-like. Lineage: Eukaryota; Metazoa; Chordata; Actinopteri; Cichliformes; Cichlidae. Gene Ontology annotation, biological process: protein phosphorylation. Gene Ontology annotation, molecular function: protein serine/threonine kinase activity; ATP binding. The record is from RefSeq and is a predicted model, not a curated record. Bases 276 to 1820 code for a protein of 514 amino acids. The transcript has 15 exons.